Molecule: messenger RNA, 1118 nt
Organism: Moneuplotes crassus
Lineage: Eukaryota; Ciliophora; Spirotrichea; Euplotida; Euplotidae
Source: the annotation of a GenBank genome assembly
UCUGAAUGGAGUAUGGAAAUAGCAGCAUUGAAGCUUUAAAUUUACAAUCCAAAGCUUCUAGUAAGUCUAUGGCUAAGCCAGCAAGGUCAAUAUAACUUUUGGAUCUAAAGGAAAGUCUGAGGAACAGACUGUGUCUACUUUAAACAACACAGCUUCCCAAAAUUCUAAUUCCAAAACAAAUGAGAGUUCAUGGAAUAAUGAAUGUAUUGAGUGAAUACCGAUUAACAAGGAUACUAUUUCAAAGGCGGCAAGAAUGAAGAUGCUCAAAAGUUUCCACCACACUAUAAAGAUCACUGGGUGCAAGCAAAGCAAAUUGAAAGCGCAAUGCUUAAAGGAGAUAAUCAAUGAUGAGAAAUUCAAGGACCUAGUUAAGUUCAAUCAGAAAUCGAAUUUCAGAGAAAAAUUAUUACUUAACAAAAGUACAAGUCCUAAAAGAAGAUUUAAAGCAGUUACCUCAAAUUAUAAAAUUAAAGGGAGAAACAGAGUUACUGUCAACAUGAAUUAUAAAACUUUAAAAAGGCCAAAAUCAAAGAUACUUCAUAUAAGAAACUCGACUGAAGAAAACCGUAAUUUAGAUAAAAUUCAGCCCAGUGUUUCAACUAUUUCUCAUAUAAAGCUAAAUGAGCAUGCCUUGAAAUAAUCUGAAGAAGCAUUGGAGUAAAGAAAUCAAGAAAAUAAAAUAACGAUGAAAAGUAUAGAAGUAGGGAAAGGUCAAUGACCAGACUCAAAUAUCAUCACACUCCUAUCAUUAACAUUAAUACCGGAUAUGGAGGAAUGAAGCCUUCUCGAACAAGAACGAAGGAAAAACUAAAAGGCAAGUUCAGCAUGAAGUAUAAACAAAGCAAAGAGAAGGAGAAAUUUGACCAAGCACGGUUUAAAACGAUGGAUAAGAAAGAGAAGAUCAAGCAUAUUAGAGGCCUAGUCCAAGUUUCUAAUGAAAGCUCUGAGUUACAGAGUAGCAAUAGCAGAAACAUAGAUCACCCAAGCAACUUCCAAAGCAAAUUCAUGAAUUCAGACUUAGACUUAGGACAAUCUAUGCUGGAUGUUGGCACUGAUGUGAGGACUUUCAAGGUGCGGAAGCUAAACUUAUCGAAACUUCAUAAAACUAUUGAGUAAUA